Molecule: messenger RNA, 4606 nt
Organism: Ziziphus jujuba (common jujube)
Lineage: Eukaryota; Viridiplantae; Streptophyta; Magnoliopsida; Rosales; Rhamnaceae
Exons: 40
Coding region: 545-4417 (1290 amino acids)
Cellular component (GO): membrane
Molecular function (GO): lipid carrier activity
Source: RefSeq, a predicted model, not a curated record
AAAAAAAAAAAAAAAACAAAAAGAGUUGGCUUCUGUUUUCAGCUAGCCUUUGGUUUCUGUUUUGUGCAGCAUAAAAACCCUAGGUGAGAGAAAACAUAAAGAUUCAAAUCGCUCUCUUCCUUCAUUCCAUUUUAGUAAUUUGGAAAAGACUGAGUUAAAAAGAGUUUGGAAGAUUGCUUCUUCAAUAUACGUUCUCGCCGGAAUUUCUAAGUCCCCGGCAUUUCGCGGGCGAGAAUUUCGUCGGUUCCCGAUGACCGGCGACACGAUUUCCGAUGGAGCAUCAUGGUUCUAAAUAACGCUGCCGUUUUGAAUUAAAAAAAAAGGGGGAAAAAAAAUUGACGUUGCGUGUCGGCUUCUAAAUAAAUUUCAACAUUUAGUUAAUGAAGUAGGUGUGCGGUGGUUAUGAGCUGCAGGGGAUCAUAGCCAGUAAGUAAAUAUCUUUGUUUGACUUUUUGGUCAUUAUUUGUGCCUCUGCGAGAAGAGACUUCGCGCAAAGACUAAUACUACAUUGCCCAUCGGGGCUGUUUUGAUCCGGAAAGUGAAAAUGGCGUCCUUGCUGGGUUUUCUUCCUGCUAUAUAUUUAUUACAGGUUAUUUUCUUCGCAUCUUUGCUGGUUGCAGAGAAGACAAAUCCACCAGUUUCUUUGAAUUCUGAUGCCCCAUUAGGGGAAAGGCACUCAGAAGAAUAUUGUGCAAUGUAUGAUAUAUGUGGAGCACGAAGCGAUGGAAAACCUCUGAACUGCCCGGAUGGUUCCCCUUCUGUCAAGCCGGAUGAGCUAUUUUCUGCGAAAAUCCAAAGUUUGUGUCCGACAUUGAGUGGAAAUGUCUGUUGCUCAGAGGCACAAUUUGAGACGCUGAGGUCGCAGGUUCAGCAAGCAAUUCCUUUUCUUGUGGGCUGUCCAGCGUGUUUGAGGAACUUCCUAAAUCUUUUUUGUGAGCUUUCAUGUUCUCCAAAUCAGAGUCUGUUUAUCAAUGUGACUUCUACCUCCCAGGUCGAGGGAAAUACAACUGUGGAUGGUGUUGAUUAUUACAUAACUGAUACUUUUGUUCAAGGACUGUAUGACUCCUGCAAGGAUGUAAAGUUUGGGACUAUGAACACGCGGGCCAUGGAAUUUGUUGGUGGUGGUGCUAACAGUUUUAAAGAAUGGUUGGCAUUUAUUGGUGCAAGAGCAGACCCUGGCCUUCCUGGUUCACCUUUUCCCAUCAGCUUCAAGAGAAGUGUUUCUGAGUCAUCUCCAAUGGAGCUAAUGAAUGUGUCCGUUUAUUCAUGUUCUGACACUUCAUUGGGCUGUUCAUGUGGUGAUUGCCCAUUAUCUCCUGCAUGUUCUAAUCCUGAACCUCCAUCUCCAUCUGAAAAAGAGUCUUGCUCAAUCAGAAUUGGAUCUCUUAAGAUUAGAUGCAUUGAAUUAGCAGUGGCCAUUCUGUAUAUAAUUCUGGUCUCUGCAUUCUUUGGAUGGGGUUUGUUUCAUCGGACAUCAGAAAGGAGGAGACCCACGGCUAGCAUGGAACCACUUUUGAAUGUCAUGCAUGAUGACUUCGACUCUGAUAAUCUGCAGAAGGAUGAGAGCCAUAUCACAGAAGUGCCUGAUUUGCUACCUUCAUUUAAUAAAUGGAUCCAACUGUCUGUAGUUCAAGGAUACAUUUCAAACUUUUUCAGGACUUAUGGGAAGUGGGUUGCUAGAAAUCCCACUCUCGUGCUUUGUUCCUCGUUGGCGAUUGUUCUUGUGCUUUGUCUAGGUCUAGUUUUUUUCAAGGUGGAGACACGGCCUGAAAAGCUGUGGGUAGGUCAAGGGAGUAGGGCAGCGGAAGAGAAACAUUUUUUUGACAGUCAUCUUGCCCCCUUCUAUAGAAUUGAACAGCUCAUAGUAGCAACCAUUCCUGAUUCUAAGAAUGGCAAUCGGCCCGGUAUUCUUACAGAUGAUAAUAUUCUGUUACUUUUUGAUAUGCAGAAGAAGGUUGAUAAAAUUAGGGCAAAUUAUUCUGGCUCAGUGGUAUCUCUAACUGACAUUUGCUUAAAACCUCUUGGGGAGGAUUGUGCUACUCAAAGCAUUUUGCAGUAUUUUCAAAUGGACCCUGAUAAUUUAGACAACUAUGGAGGAGUAGAACAUGCAGAGUAUUGUUUUCAGCAUUAUAGUACUGCAGAGACAUGUAUGAGUGCAUCUAAGGCUCCGCUUGAACCAGUCACUGCCUUGGGAGGAUUUUCUGGAAGCAAUUAUUCAGAGGCUUCAGCAUUUAUUAUCACCUACCCAGUUAAUAAUGCGGUAGACGAAGGAGGCAAUGAGAAUGGGAAGUCACUGGCUUGGGAAAUGGAAUUUAUCAAGUUAGCAAAGGAGGAGCUGCUGCCUAUGGUGCAAUCUAGCAAUCUUACUCUUUCAUUUUCAUCGGAGAGCUCGAUUGAGGAAGAGUUGAAAAGAGAGAGUACUGCAGAUGUUAUAACAAUAGUUGUAAGCUACCUGGUGAUGUUUGCUUAUGUAUCAGUUACCUUGGGAGAUGCACCUCAGUUAUCUUCUUUCUACCUGUCAUCCAAGGUGCUGCUUGGUCUUUCAGGAGUUGUACUUGUCAUACUUUCGGUCCUUGGAUCUGCAGGAUUUUUCAGUGCCAUUGGAGUUAAAUCUACAUUAAUCAUAAUGGAAGUUAUUCCUUUCCUGGUUCUGGCUGUUGGUGUAGAUAAUAUGUGUAUACUGGUACAUGCUGUGAAAAGACAAUCCUUGGAGUUACCUAUAGAAGAAAAAAUAAGCAAUGCACUAGUUGAAGUUGGGCCAUCCAUAACACUAGCUAGUUUGUCUGAGAUUCUGGCAUUUGCAGUUGGAAGCUUCAUUCCUAUGCCAGCUUGCCGAGUCUUCUCCAUGUUUGCAGCUUUGGCUGUGCUAUUGGACUUCAUUCUACAAGUUACUGCUUUUGUUGCGCUUAUAGUUUUUGACCUUUUAAGAGCUGAGGAUAACAGGAUUGAUUGUUUUCCGUGCAUAAAAAUUCCUAUAUCUACGGAGCCAAAUGAAGGAAUCAAUCAGAGAAGAGCUGGAUUGCUGGCCCGAUACAUGAAGGAGGUUCAUGCACCCGUUCUUGGGAUUUGGGCAGUAAAAAUGGUUGUCCUUGCUGUCUUUUCUGCUUUUACUCUAGCAAGCAUUGCAUUAUGUACUAGGAUUGAACCUGGUUUGGAGCAAAAGAUUGCUCUUCCGAGGGACUCUUACCUCCAGGGAUAUUUCAAUAAUAUCUCAGACUAUCUCAGAAUUGGACCACCAUUAUAUUUUGUGGUUAAGGAUUACAACUACAGCUUGGAAUCAAGACAUACGAACAAGUUAUGCUCCAUCAGCCAAUGUGAUUCUAACUCUCUCUUAAAUGAGAUAUCAAGAGCAUCGUUAACACCAGAAUCAAGCCAUAUUGCUAAGCCAGCUGCCUCUUGGCUCGAUGAUUUUCUUGUAUGGCUGUCACCAGAGGCUUUUGGUUGCUGUCGAAAGUUUAUAAAUGGCUCUUACUGUCCACCUGAUGAUCAGCCACCUUGCUGUGAACCUGAUGAGGGAUCUUGUGGCUUAGGUGGAGUAUGUGCAGAUUGUACAACUUGCUUUCGCCACUCAGAUUUGGUUAAUGAUCGCCCAUCUACAACCCAGUUUAUGGAGAAGCUUCCAUGGUUCCUCAAUGCAUUGCCAUCAGCUGAUUGUGCAAAAGCUGGCCAUGGGGCUUAUACCAAUAGUGUCGAUCUGAAUGGUUAUGAGAGUGGAGUUAUAAAAGCAUCUGAAUUCCGUACUUAUCACACACCACUAAAUGAACAGGGUGACUAUGUCAACUCAUUGCGAGCUGCAAGGGAGUUCAGCUCAAGAGUUUCUGAUUCUUUGAAGAUGGAUGUCUUUCCAUACUCGGUAUUCUAUAUAUUUUUUGAGCAAUAUCUAGAUAUAUGGAGGGUUGCCUUGGUCAACAUUGCCUUAGCACUGGGUGCUAUAUUUAUUGUUUGCCUGCUUAUAACUUCCAGUUUAUGGAGUACAGCAAUCAUUUUACUCAAUCUGGCAAUGAUUGUUGUGGAUCUCAUGGGUGUAAUGGCGAUUCUGGACAUCCAGCUGAACGCAGUCUCUGUUGUGAACCUUAUAAUGUCUAUAGGGAUUGCUGUUGAGUUCUGUGUGCAUAUCACUCAUGCUUAUUUGGUAACUCAUGGGGAUAGAAGCCAUCGUGUGAAAGAAGCUCUAAGUACCAUGGGAGCAUCUGUCUUCAGUGGAAUCACUCUUACAAAGCUAGUUGGUGUGAUCGUCCUUUUCUUCUCAAGAUCAGAACUUUUUGUGGUUUAUUAUUUCCAAAUGUACCUGGCUUUGGUUCUUAUUGGGUUCUUGCAUGGACUUGUAUUCUUACCUGUGGUGUUGAGUUUGUUCGGUCCGCCGCCGAGAAGUGCAAUAAUCGUGAAAGAAGAUGAAUCUUCAUUUCAAAUGAGCUGAUCGUUAGAGAGGUAUGGCCAUCGUUCCAGCGCAAAAAGAGUGUUUACUCUCACAUUAUGUACGGACACAAAAAUAAAAAUUGAAAUGUGAUUCACCACACAACACAGAAAGUUGUAUGACCAUGAUAUCUGUCCUAAUUUGAUAUUGUACAGUCUGAUAAAUUUUAUGUACAUAUUUGUCUCACUUUUA